This is a messenger RNA of Rhododendron vialii, 1386 nucleotides long. Its product is annotated as ethylene-responsive transcription factor 5-like. Gene Ontology annotation, biological process: regulation of DNA-templated transcription; ethylene-activated signaling pathway. Lineage: Eukaryota; Viridiplantae; Streptophyta; Magnoliopsida; Ericales; Ericaceae. The transcript has a single exon. The coding region runs from base 152 to 1009 and encodes 285 amino acids. The record is from RefSeq and is a predicted model, not a curated record. Gene Ontology annotation, molecular function: DNA-binding transcription factor activity; DNA binding.
CCCUCUUUCCACUCAUCCCUCAACCCACCUUUGAAUUUCAACACCCACCACCCCCUCCUUUCUCUCUCUCCUCUCUCUCUAUAAUUAUUGUCUCACUUUGAAGCAGAAAAUUUAUUUGAAGUUUUAACACACUCUUAAUACUCUCACUCUAAUGGCCUCACCUGAUGAAUCCUCUGCUCUAGAUCUCAUCCGCCAACACCUUCUAGAAGAUUCUUCAUUUGCAGAAUCCUUCAGUGCUACUACUUCCUUUGAUCUCUCCAAUUCCUCAAAUUCGCCCAAUACCCAGUACUUCCCACAAACUCCGAAUUUCCAAUCCCCUCCUUUUGAGCUGAAUCCUAGUCCUGCUGAACAAGACUUCUCUUUUGAUUCCACCAAAAACGGAAUUGAUCACGUCGAAUUCGAAACAAAGCCUCAACUCACAAGCCCAAGGACGUCUAAAUUAAGCGAACGCCGCCCUUUGAUAAACAUAUCGAUUCCGGUGGCGGGCCUCAAGAAAAUCCAGGGGUCUCAGCCGCCGCCGCCUGCGGAAGGCGGCGGAGAGAGGGGGCAGCAGCACUACAGGGGUGUGAGGCGGCGGCCCUGGGGGAAGUUCGCGGCGGAGAUUCGGGACCCGAACCGGAGAGGGGCCAGGGUCUGGCUCGGGACGUUCGACACGGCGGUGGAGGCGGCGAAGGCGUACGACAGGGCGGCGUUUAAGCUGAGGGGGAGCAAGGCGAUACUGAACUUCCCUCACGAGAUUGGGAGUACGGUCGAGAGCUAUCCGACGUCGGCGGUGGAGAAACGACGGAAGAGGUGCAGAGGAGGAGAGGUUGAGAGGGCGGAGGCGAAGAGGGAGAAGGUGGGGGAGAGUGACGACACGGCGGCAGCGGCGGUUACGCCGUUAACGCCGUCGAGUUGGAUGGAUGUUUGGGGAGAGUGGAGUGAUUUGAAGGGCAUUUUCGAUGUGCCUCCGUUAUCGCCGUUAUCGCCUCACCCUACCCUGGGAUACUCGCAGCUCGUGGUCAUAUAAUACCAACACGAACGAGGUCAUAAAAAACGGCGUUUACUAAUUUAAGGAAACGGGAGGUGGUUGACGGCGUUUACUAAGUUUAGGACCACCUGAUGCCAAAUGGUCUAAAGGUGAUGUAAUGGGGAACUAUACUAAAAGUAAACACAACAAAAAAAACUAAUGAGAAAAGAGAGAAGAGAGAGAGUGGAGGAGCGAAAUCGCUAUGAAGCUCGUACAUAUGUGAGAGAGGUAGGGUGGAAUUUUCUCCGUCUAUGUUUGGAGUUAUUUGGAGCAUAAAUUGUGUACCUAAAACACAUCCGGCGAUCGCAAAUAUAUCUAUGUUCGGAUCUGUACGGGGACAAUAGAAAUAUGGAUUUGGAUUAAUUUGUUUGUUUGCA